AUGCAAGCUCUCCUCAGGCAAGAGCUGAAAAACCGCCUGAUUCAUGAAGGUAUUGGAAGGGGUGCUGGAAUACCAUUGGAGAACUCCAUUUUUCAUCAUCUUGUGAUGAAAACUACUCUCCAAUUAAGCGACAUCAAGACAAUUCAGUACGACAGAACAGGACCAUCUGCAUACUCCGGAGACAAAUGGAAAUUCCACCGCAGGAGAAAAGGAAUCAAAUGUACUUGUGGCACAAAACAAGAUGACGGUACAGAGGACAGUGGCACAGAGCGCAAGGAUGCAGAGGAUGAUGAUACAGAUGACAAGGAUGCAGAGGAUGAUGUUACAGAGGAUGAUGAUACAGAUAUCGAUGAUGGAGAGAUCAAGGGUGCAGCGCUUGGCAUAGAGCCCUCUUUUGACUCGGUGAUCCAUGGCCAAUCUGAAACAGAAACAUGGAGUUCCCAAGAGCACCAGCCUUCUAGAUCGAAGAAAAGGCACAGACAGGUGCCUGUGAGAACCAAAAAAGAGUUUCAACGUCUCUUUUACACCAUCCAGUAUCACCUGCAUCACAAACUGAAACCCCACCUCCCUUUCAACAUCUCGGCUGGAUCCCGGUACUGGUCUGCAGAGUUCUCCACCUCUCCUAUACCAGACGAAUACAACUGCCAGAAGCCCGACAUAGCCCUGUUUGACUUCACCAUCAAAAACAUGGGGAAGACAUGGACAGAUGUCCUGUCCUUUGUUGAGCAUACCUCCAGUGAUCUUGCUAAAAAGUGA
This is a messenger RNA of Suillus fuscotomentosus, 756 nucleotides long. RefSeq lists its product as uncharacterized. Lineage: Eukaryota; Fungi; Basidiomycota; Agaricomycetes; Boletales; Suillaceae. Bases 1 to 756 code for a protein of 251 amino acids. The transcript has a single exon. The record is from RefSeq and is a predicted model, not a curated record.